AUGGCCACCGGUCCUAAGAUGGACAAGUACGACAUCGUCAUCAUCGGCGCGGGACCAGUCGGGUUGCUUCUCUCGACAUGUCUGGCGAGAUGGGGCUACAAGAUCAAGCACAUCGACAUGCGGCCGGAGCCAACCGUGACCGGACGCGCAGACGGUAUCCAGCCGCGAUCCCUAGAUCUGCUACGAAACAUGGGCCUCAAGCGCGCGAUCAUGGCAAAUGGUCCUGCGAAAGUGUUUGAAGUGGCCUUCUGGGACCCCCGACAGAACGGCAGCGGCAUCCACAGGACUGGAACUUGGCCGUCAUGUCCGAGCUUCAUUGAUGCGAGGUACCCAUUCACGACGCUACUACACCAAGGCUUGAUCGAGCGAGUGUUCAUCGCAGACCUGAACAAGAACGACGUACGUAUCCAGCGGCCUUGGAGGGUGAUAGGGUUCGAGAACGAUGGGAAAGACAAGGAGUAUCCGGUGCAGGUCAGCUUGGGGCAUGUUGAUGGGCAUGAGUCGGAGACGGUGCGGACGAAGUAUUUGUUCAGCGGUGAGGGCGCACGGAGCUUUGUACGAGAGCAGCUGGGAGUCAAGAUCACGCACAAGGAUCCUAUCGCGAACGUAUGGGGUGUCAUGGACGGUGUUGUGCGGACAAACUUCCCUGAUAUCAAGAUGAAAUGCACCAUCCACUCGGACGCUGGCUCUGUAAUGGUGAUACCACGAGAAGCCAAUAUGGUCCGGCUGUACAUUCAGAUAGCGACGUCGACUGACUCCGAUUGGGACCCUCGGAAGACCGCCACCACGGAGGAGGUGCAGGCUGCUGCUAAGCGGAUAUUCGCACCCUACUGGAUCGAGUGGGACCGAAUAGAAUGGUACUCUGUCUACCCUAUCGGCCAAGGCAUUGCAGAUCGCUACACGCUUGACGAGAGAGUCUUCAUGGGUGGUGAUUGCUGCCAUACGCACUCCCCCAAAGCUGGCCAGGGCAUGAACACCGCUUUCCUCGAUGCUCAGAACCUGGCGUGGAAGAUUCAUCACGUCGAAAGCGGCUUCGCAGACCGCUCGAUAUUGAAGUCUUACGAGUCUGAGAGGAAGCUGAUCGCCGAGAACCUGCUCAACUUCGACUCGCGGUACGCAAAGCUGUUCUCCGCCCGCCAGCCUUCAGCGGGAGAAGUCCAGGACGCCACCAAGAACACUGACAAGGAGGAACAUCAAGACAACGAAUUCGUCAAGAUGUUCAAAGAGUCCUGCGAAUUUACCUCCGGCUACGGCGUAGCCUACGACCCCAACAUCUUCAACUGGUCCGAGUCCCACCCAGCCCAACACUCCCUCUUCCUCUCCCCCGCCAAAGGCCGCACGAAAGCCCGAACAGGCCGCAUCAUGACCCCCGCAACCGUCACUCGCGUUGCGGACGCCAACGUCGUGCACCUCGAGCAGGAAGUUCCGCUCAACGGCUCCUACCGCAUCUACCUUUUCGCCGGCAAGCCCUCAGUCACAAAGAACGCCGUAGCGGACUUUGCCUACAACCUCUCGAAGAAAUCCUCCUUCUACUCCGCCUACACCCGCCCGGACGUCGACAGCGUCGACUACCACGAACGUCACCUCCCGCACAGCCACUUCUUCACCGUCUGCACCAUCUUCAACGCGCAUCGCCCGGACAUUGAAAUACACGAAAUGCUCCCGGAGACGCUGGUGCGGUACUGGGACCACGUCUACGCGGACGAUAUCUGGGACCAGCGGGCGCCGAAUGCGAAGGCGGCGGCGCAUGCGAAGAUGGGGUUGCCGGAGGAUGAGGGGGGUGUGGUGGUGGUGAGGCCGGAUGGGUAUGUGGGGUGUGUGGUGAAGCUGGUGCAUGGGAGUGGGACGGUGGAUGCGUUGAAUCAGUACUUUGGUUCCUUUUGUGUGAAGAAGUUGGGUGGUGCUGGGGCGCAGCUGUGA
Molecule: messenger RNA, 1920 nt
Organism: Saxophila tyrrhenica
Lineage: Eukaryota; Fungi; Ascomycota; Dothideomycetes; Mycosphaerellales; Extremaceae
Exons: 2
Coding region: 1-1920 (639 amino acids)
Molecular function (GO): FAD binding; oxidoreductase activity
Source: RefSeq, a predicted model, not a curated record